AUGACUGCUUUCAAAGCUUCCACCUGCUGCCGCCAGGGCGAUUCCGAAUGUGCUUGUGCUCGCCAAGCUACUUGCAGCUGCGGCCAGAAGCCCGCUCUCCACUGCACCUGCGAGAAGGCCGCUUCCGAAAACACCAUCCAGACCGGCGCUCGCUGCUCGUGCCGCGCGCGUCCUGCCGGUGAAUGCACCUGCCAGCGCGCUGCGUCCGAGAACACUCUUCCCACUGGCUCGAAGUGCCCUUGUGGUCGCCGUGCCGCCAACGCCUGCACCUGCGAGAAGGCCUCUGACGGUGGCUUCAACCCUGCCAACGAGAUUGACUUCACCACCCGCAAGUAG
Cordyceps militaris CM01 is the source of this 336-nucleotide messenger RNA. Its product is annotated as copper resistance protein Crd2. The transcript has 2 exons. The record is from RefSeq and is a predicted model, not a curated record. Bases 1 to 336 code for a protein of 111 amino acids. Lineage: Eukaryota; Fungi; Ascomycota; Sordariomycetes; Hypocreales; Cordycipitaceae.